UCGUCAGGAGAGCUCCGUGUGACAGAUGCCAGGCCAGGGAAACCCGCUUCACUCAACGCCGGGGAGCGAAGCGGGACGGCGGCGGCUUGUUUUCGGGAUUCUCCGGCUCCGCUGAAGCGGAACCCGCUGACUGGACGACAUGUCCGGCGACAAGGCGACGGGAUCCUGCCGCCGGUUCCAGCCGAACGUCUUCAGUAAGAGCAAAUGUCAGAACUGCUUCAAGUCCCGGGAAGUUCACCCGCUGAACGACAGCGACCUGGAGCAGGCGAAGCCCGUCUACGCCGGCUGGUUGUGUUUGGCUCCUGAGGGAACGGACUUUGAUAAUCCCGCCCAGAGGUCCAGGAAAUGGCAGCGGCGUUUCUUCAUCCUGUACGAACACGGCAGAAUGACGUACGCUCUGGAUGAGCUGCCCAAUACUCUGCCACAGGGAACCAUCAACAUGAACCUGUGUACCGGCGUUACGGACGCCGAGCCCUGGACCGGCCAGAGGAACGCGCUGUGCAUCGCCACGGCGACGCAGGAAGUCUUCAUCCGCGGCGACAGCAGAGAGAUCAUCAGCGGGUGGGGCGAGCAGCUCACUGCGUACCUGUCUGCUAACAAACAGCAGAAGAAGAAACGCAGCGUUGACUCUGUGGCCAAUCAGGACCCCAGCCCAGCAAACAUGGCCGCCGCCGGUCGGAGCAAUCCUGCGUCGGCGGCCGGGCCUGCACGUCCAGAUGUGCCUCCGGUCCGGACCGUAACAAGAACCGACUCACUAACAAGCGACAGCGUGCCGACCCAGCCGGGCCCCGCCUCCUCCCUGACCCCUGUGACCCCUGUGACCUCAGGCGGCGCCGGACGCCUGGCCGCCGGCCGUUACGACCAGAACCAGAACCAGAGCAGAAGCCUGGAUCGCUCAGCAGAGCAGCAGCUGGGGCCGGAGAUCUGGAGCGGAGCGCAGAGAGGCGGAGGAGCCGAAUGCGGGGCUGGCUCCAGGACCGACCGGACUGCCGGGAUUGACCGGACCGCCGGGCGAGAGAAACUGCGGUCGACAGGAGACGGGAGCCUGCUCAGCGUUCCCGCGCCUCAGAGCAGAACCCGGUCUCUGGACCGCCGGACAGCGGACGGCGCCGUGGCGGCCAUGACGCCAGUUCUGCUGAACUUUAAGAAAGGCUGGAUGAUGAAGCUGGAUGAAGACGACGAGUGGAGGAAAUAUUGGUUUGUUCUGUCGACGGCCAGCCUGAGGUUCUACAGAGACUCGUCAGCUGAGGAGGCUUCAGACCCGGACGGAGAAAUCGACCUGUCGAAGUUCUACAGUGUGUCUGAAUAUCAGGUCCAGAGAAACUACGGCUUCCAGAUCCACACCCAGAAGGCCGUCUUCACGCUGUCCGCCAUGACGGCAGGAAUACGCAGGAACUGGAUCCAAGCGCUGAUGAAGAACGUCAAUCCGGCCGACGCGCCCGAUGUGGCCAGCUUACCUGGCCGCCGCCUCACCUGCAGCCCAGCUGAGGUCGGACCGUACGUGGCGCAGGACUCCGCCUCCUGUCACGCCCCCACACCCUCAGGCCCCGCCUCCAGCAGCGAGUCGGACCAGUCCGGGGUCGGCGCCAAAGCCCGACUGGACGGAGUUACGUCCUACCUGGAGCUGGGCGACCUGGAGAGGCUCAAGCGGCGGGAGGAGAGGAGGCGGCGCUACGAGAGCCUGCUGGGCUUCCCUCUGGGGCGGGGCGGGCCGCAGGGCGGCGCCACGCGACCUCUGAGCCCCCAGUCCCAGCUGAAGAUGGAGGAGCGGAUCGCAAAGUGCUGGAGGCAGGUGGAGAGGACGGCGCUGAGACCAGAGAGGACGGUGGCACUGCCCACCGAGUCCAGAGACACUCUGGAGACGGAGAUGCUGCUGCAGGACUGCAGGACGCUGGUCGAUGACCUGAAGGCCCAGCUGGCGGGUUUGGAGCGUCGCAGACUCCAGCUGGAAGAUCGCCUCAGAGCCGCCAGAUUCUGUCCGGAGCAGAUGGACCUUCUGGUUCCAUUCGACCCGAUUUUCCACCCUGCAGACUGGAGCUUGACUCUGCUGAAUGACUCUGGGUGGCUGUUCAGAGACCUGCUGCAGCAGCGCAGAGACCGGCUGCAGCAGCGCAAAGAGCUGCUGCAGCAGCACAGCAACUCCUCGUCGGCUGCAUGUCUGUCCGGCAUCUGGAUACGCCUCCCAGUCGGAGAUUCAGCAGAAACAGACGGUUUGGUCUUAGCUGCAGCUGCAGCUGGCGGCCAGCAGGGGGCGCCUCAGGCUGACUGGAGAGACCCGGACAUCCACGCUGCAGUGAAGAGUCUGACCCAGGAGGUGGCGCUGCUCAGCAGCCAGAACCGAGCUCUGGACCAGCACAACCAGGAGAUGCUGGACCAGCUGACCGAGGCGGACCGGGAGAUCGACCGGCUGAGGGCCGAGUUGGGCCGCUGCUACAACGAGCCGCUCCGCCGGAACCAGGAGCUGCUGUCGGCCUCACUGGAGGUUCUGCUGCGGCUCAAACACUCAGCAGAACCAAACGGACCAGAACUGCAGCUGGAGCAGUCGGAACGGACCUGCAGGAAACCAGAGCAGGAAAACACGGAGCUGAAGGAAACAACAGUUGAAGACGUCACUGAGGAGAAACCGGACCAGAACCAGAACCAGAACCAGGCCGUUUCUGCUGAAGAAAACAUCCAGGAAGUGACAGCAGGAGCGGGGAUGAGGCUGCAGGCGUUGGCGCAGCUGCUGGAGGUCAUCGACGGUUUGGACCUCAGAGAGGAAGAGGAGGAAGAGUUCUGGAAAUCUGACUUGAACAAGAUGAAGAGCGACCCGGCCCGGUUGCAGCAGCCAAUAGGAGAGCAGCUGGAGCAGCAGCUGGAGCAGGCCGGCCAUGCGCUGCUGCACCCUGAGGAAGAGGAGGAGGAAGAAGAGGAGAGCUUCGUGUGGGGAAGAGUUUCAGAGAACCGCAGAUUUACUGAUGAGCUGAGAGGCAUCACUCUGAGCAGAAUAUCGUGUCUGAACCGCCUCGCUGCCUCCGGCCGCAGCGCCGCAUGCGACCGCCUGCAAUCCGCCGCAGACAAACUCUCCUCUUCCCACCUCGCAUCGUCUGCAGAGGCGGACGCAUUCUGCUGCGUUCGGCUCAGCAGGCUGCGGUCCAGAUACCAGAGGAGAGUCUGUUCCAGCUGCAGCGGCCGCAUGGAGGAGAUCCAGGAGCUGAACACCGGACCGGAGGACGCGUGGACCACAGAGGAUGCCCAGGUGAGCAUCAGCUGCCAGACUGAUGGAGGUCAGAGGUCAACAGCAGCAGGCUCAGAGGAAAUGCUGCACCUGGAGCAGAAUGAAACUCCUCUGAUGAGGCCGCAGGAGACGCAGCAAAGCUCUGACCUCCGAGCCGAAGGGGAGACGCUGCAGGAGGAGCUGAGGCGAAUGCAGGAGCAGCACCGGCGGGAGGUCGCUCAGCUGAAGGCCUCCUGUGAGCGUGCCUUCAUCACCAUGGAGACCUGUCAUCUGGGGGUGGUAGAGGAGCUGCAGCGCCUGCACCAGCAGGAGGUGCAGUGCCUCCUGGUGGAGAGAGACAGACUGUUGGAGGAGGAGAGCGCUGCUACUGCGACCGCGAUCGAAGCCAUCAAGAAGGCCCACCGCGCCGAGCUGCAGACGGAGAUCCAGAGGAGGAGCCAAUCAGAGAACUGCAGCAGAAACUCGCAGCUGGAGGAGAUCCACAGGGAGGAGCUGGCCUCCUUCCAGCUGGAGCUGGACGUUUUGUCCCAGCAGUUCUCCAUCAAGUGUCUGGAGAACAGACACCUGGUCCAGGCUGUGGAGGCCGAGAGGAAGGCCUUGGGUCAGUGUCGGCAGGAGAACCGGGCCCUGCGGAGCCGCAACCAGGAGCUGAGCCGUCACCUGGCGGCGGAGAUCACCAGACUGUGUUCUGUGGCCCAGCAGGAGCAGCCGCCGCGCGGCCAGACCGGGGACAGCUACGAGGUGGAGGUCACGCUGCGAGUUCAGGAGGCCGAGGUCCAGAGUCUGAAACAGGAAGUGGCGUCUCUGAAGGACGAGCUGCAGGCGGCGGUGAAGGACCAGAGGAACGCAGCACAGAAGUACCUGAGGAGCUGAGGGAGAACCUGAGGCUGGCGCAGCCUGACCUCCAGGACGACCUUCAGCCUGACCUCCAGGACGACCUUCAGCCUGACCUCCAGGACGACCUUC
This is a messenger RNA of Xiphophorus maculatus (southern platyfish), 4183 nucleotides long. Its product is annotated as myosin phosphatase Rho-interacting protein-like. The transcript is spliced from 22 exons. The coding region runs from base 140 to 4090 and encodes 1316 amino acids. Gene Ontology annotation, cellular component: actin cytoskeleton. Gene Ontology annotation, biological process: actin filament organization. Gene Ontology annotation, molecular function: actin filament binding. Lineage: Eukaryota; Metazoa; Chordata; Actinopteri; Cyprinodontiformes; Poeciliidae. The record is from RefSeq and is a predicted model, not a curated record.